ACCAUUUCACGACUCGACGGUGAUGAUGAUGCAACGCGGAGCGCUGUUCAGCUGUUGAAUCCGGGGUGAUGAAAUAGGCGCGCGACUGAAUGAUACAUGAGUGAAGGGACUGUGAUCCCCUCCUUCUUAUAUAGCCCUCCCGUAAGUUCUGUAGCCGGACUUUUAACUGCUAUACAGGCACAGGAAAGUUAUGCUGAAUUCAGUCAGCUAAACUAUUGGAUAUUAUCUCAACUUAAUUAGCUCACUCAAUCCUAUGGUAUGUUGUCACUGCCGAACCUGAACACACUACUCUGCGUCUGUCUAGCCAGCCUUUUCCUCGUGGUGCUGGACGCCAGUCCUGUGAGGACCAUCACCAAACAAGAUGUGGAGGCACGAAUUUUGGAUGCAAUCACAAAAGAUUUCCAAAGGAAGCUAGCAAACUACGGAACAGACUAUACACAAUCCAAUAGAGAGCCAUUCCGACAUAUAUGGAAAGGCAGUGAUAAUGAAGAAAUGGCUAGCCACCGUGUAAAGAGAAUUG
This is a messenger RNA of Pecten maximus, 520 nucleotides long. RefSeq lists its product as uncharacterized. The record is from RefSeq and is a predicted model, not a curated record. NCBI's taxonomy places the organism in Eukaryota, Metazoa, Mollusca, Bivalvia, Pectinida, Pectinidae.